Molecule: messenger RNA, 1248 nt
Organism: Aspergillus ruber CBS 135680
Lineage: Eukaryota; Fungi; Ascomycota; Eurotiomycetes; Eurotiales; Aspergillaceae
Product: agmatine deiminase family protein
Exons: 3
Coding region: 1-1248 (415 amino acids)
Biological process (GO): putrescine biosynthetic process
Molecular function (GO): agmatine deiminase activity; protein-arginine deiminase activity
Source: RefSeq, a predicted model, not a curated record
AUGACCCUCUUCUACCCAGCCGAAACAGCCCCUCACAAAGCCACUAUUCUCGGCUUCCCGUCUAGCCACGCUGUGCCAAGGGAGUUGCUCAACCAGACACGCAACGAGAUCAUGGAUCUGGCAGUUGUCAUCUCUGAGUUCGAACCUGUGCGCGUACAUGUACGGCCUGAGGAUGAAAAUCUCGCUAGACAGAUUUUGAAUGAACGAUUUCAAAAGCUCGAGGAUAUCAAUAUCAACAACAAAACCAAGAAAGCCCAUAAGCGCUUCGAGGAUAUACCACAAUACCAACUCUCCCGCAUAACCUUCCACAAAACCCCCACAAACCAUCCUUGGGUCCGCGACACAGGCCCAGUCUACGUUCUCGACAAAACCAACUCAUCCCGCCGCAUCGCUAUCGACUUCGGCUUCUGCGAAUGGGGCGGCAAGAAUUCCCGCGAGAUAGACGUCCGCAACGAACCACUCGGCCAAGAAUCCGACGGACAAGCCGAUGAGCGCUCACCAGUCUCCAGAAAAGGCUACGCGGCACCUGAUAUUCGACACUGGGAAAAUGCGCGGUUUGCAAAGAGGGUGCUAGAACAGGAGUUUGAUAUUGAUGAGCAGGAGAUGAAUAACGGAACGAAGGUGGAAAGAGUUGUGUCGCCACUGCGCCUUGAAGGUGGAGCUCUCGAGGUUGAUGGCGAGGGGACGUUCCUGGCGACUGAGAGUUCUAUUAUCUGUCCGCACCGCAAUCCUUCGAGUUCUCUCAGCACUAGGGAUGCUGUUGAGUCGCAUUUGCGCGCUCUUCUGGGGGUUAGUAAGAUCAUCUGGUUCCCUGGGCGGACGGGGUUGGAUAUCACGGAUUGUCAUGUUGAUGGGGAGGUGAAGUUCAUUGAGCCGGGUGUUGUGGUGCAGAACAAGCCGCAUCCGAAGACCGGAAAGGUGGAGAUGGAGAUCUAUAAAGAGAUCAAGGCGAUCCUGGGCCGGGAGACGGAUGCGCAGGGGCGGAAGAUUAGGGUUGUGGAGCUUGAGGCGGCGGAUCCGGAUCUGGUGGAGAAAGAGCAAGAAGAGGCGGCAGGAACGUAUGUCAACUUUUACUUUGUGAAUGGGGGACUGAUUGUGCCUGCGUUUGGGGAUGGGAAGCGGGAUCGAAAGGCUGUUGAGACGCUGCGUGCGUUGGUUUCGCCGGAGCGCAAGAUUCGGCAGGUUUAUGUCUCUGCUUUGCCUCUCAUGGGGGGUGUGGUGCAUUGUGUCACUCAACAGGUUAUCUGA